This is a messenger RNA of Elgaria multicarinata webbii, 3327 nucleotides long. It is a transcript of the gene C1QTNF7, whose product is annotated as C1q and TNF related 7. The coding region runs from base 210 to 1154 and encodes 314 amino acids. The transcript is spliced from 3 exons. NCBI's taxonomy places the organism in Eukaryota, Metazoa, Chordata, Lepidosauria, Squamata, Anguidae. The record is from RefSeq and is a predicted model, not a curated record. Gene Ontology annotation, molecular function: protein binding.
UUGACAGUUGCUUUAAAUUAGAAUGGCUGGCUGGAGUUCAACGCAAUGAGUGGGAGUUUAUUUAGCUGAAAAAGACAGUUGCAAAACUUGGGAAUCGGGCUCCAAAUGAGCUGGGAGAAGUCCAUUAUUGGACAGUAAGGCACUUCUCCUUGUUUUUGGAAGAAUUUUCACUCUUUGGCGUAUUUAUAUUUGUGUGAAUUUUAAAAAGUAUGUUGCAGCUCCAGAGGAAGCAUAGGAUUUUGUUGGAAUACUUGAGUACAGUGGCUGCAGCACAAGCACCAAGGAUGUUUGUGUUGCUCUAUGUCACAAGUUUUGCCCUCUAUACAAGUGGGCAGCCGCUUCACAGCCAUUUUAAAGGAGAAAAUUAUUCUACAAGAUACGUUUGUAGCAUACCUGGAUUGCCAGGUCCUGCAGGUCUUCCUGGAGAUCACGGAUCGCCUGGACCUCAUGGGCGCAUAGGUAUCCCAGGCCGAGACGGUAGAGAUGGCAGGAAGGGAGAAAAGGGUGAGAAAGGAAAUGCAGGUUUAAGAGGAAAGACCGGUCCUGUAGGACAAUCUGGGGAGAAAGGAGACCAAGGAGAACCUGGUAAAAAAGGACCUACUGGAAUGGGAGGUACUAAAGGUGAUGUGGGUCCUGUUGGUCCAGCAGGCCCGAAAGGGAAUAAAGGAGAAAGAGGGAAAACAGGUUUGCCAGGAAUCUGUAAAUGUGGGAAAAUAGUACUGAAAUCUGCCUUCUCUGUUGGGAUCACCACGAGUUACCCAGAGGAAAGAUUACCAAUCAUAUUCAAUAAAGUCCUAUUCAAUGAAGGUGGACAUUAUAAUCCUUCAAAUGGGAAGUUUAUAUGUGCCAUCCCAGGGAUUUAUUACUUCUCCUAUGACAUCACCUUGGCAAAUAAACAUCUUGCCAUUGGCUUAGUUCAUAAUGGCAAAUUUCGGAUAAAAACAUUUGAUGCUAAUACAGGAAACCAUGAUGUAGCUUCUGGGUCAACAGUGAUUUAUCUUCAGCCAGAGGAUGAAGUAUGGCUUGAGAUCUUCUACACUGAUCAGAAUGGCCUGUUUGCUGAUCCCACAUGGGCAGACAGUCUGUUUUCAGGAUUUCUUUUAUAUGUUGAUACAGACUAUCUUGAUGCUCUAUCAGAUGAAGAUGAACUGUGAUGUUGGACACAUCUAAGAACCUCAAGACAAUGAACAGAAUCUGAUCUUCACUGCUAGAGACAAAAUAAUAAAUUUGGUUCUACUGUCAAUGCUCCCAAAGUAGAAUACCUAUUUUCCAGUCAUUGGUGCUUAUAUGGUUGUCUACUGUUGUUGUUUUUUAUCAAACAGCUGGUUCUACUAACUCAGUGUAUAUAAUAGUCCUCUCCAAAACCAUGUUUAUAAUAAUAAUUGAACAAAAUUCUGAUAAUGUACCUGCAGUUUUAUAUAAAAUGUUGAGUAACAAUGUGGUUCUUAUGAAUGACGUGGAGUUACUAAAUUGCUGGAUACUUACUGCUAUGAAGCUAAAUAUGGGUAAAUGCUCUUAUCAUUUAAGGGAGGUGCUAAAUACAAGCAAGAAGAAUUGUAAAUGCAUUUAUACUACUGUUACAUCUCUUUAAUUAUAUGAACACAGCCAAGACUUGAAGAAGUAUGAAGGCAGAUUUGUGGGUACAUCCCCCUCACCCUGACAAAGCACUUCUGCAAAGCAGUGCUGAAACAUUUGAGUUUCAAAAACAGCUCAGCAGAGCAACAAUAUAAGAGGCUGCUUUUUCAGGAAAGAAAGGCAUCUAUGUGCGUACAAAAACAACAAAAGGUUUUGUGGGCACCAAAUUUAUUCAUGCAUAAGCUUUUGUGGAUGAUAGCCCACAUCAGAUGCAUGGAAUCUUAUGCAUCUUAUAUAUUUGUUAGUCUUUAAGGUGAUCAUGACUCUUUGUUGCAAUGGACUUACACAACUACCCUCUGGAAAUUGUUGCUAUAUGCGUACAAGUUCUUGCACCCAUGUAAGGGACCUUCCUGACUUACAACUUUCUCAAAAUACCAGUGGCUCUGGUUCUUGUUUUUAUCAUUCCCCUCUUCAGUUAUUAUUUAUACAAGUACCUGAUUUGCACUAGGCAUGGAACAAUAAUAGAGCGCCCAGUGCCUGUGCCAAAAUCCACUCCGAUUUGUUUUCAUAAUACUCUUUGAAUAGUCAAAUACUGAUCUUCUGAAUUGUCUUACUGCUCAAGAAUACAACUGGUAUUUGUUCAAAACUGGAAGAUAACUUGGAAUCGACUAUAAAAUAAUUUGCUGUCUUUAAUAUGUAGUUGUAUGGUUACAAAAGAUUGGGUUUUGUUAUCACAGACGAUGCUCUGUUAUUUUGUUUUUAUUUCCCAGAGCUCUGGUAACUGAUUUCCCUCAGAAAGGUGUCAAACAUCUUUGAAAAGCGUUGUGUUCAAGAUGUGGUGAUAAUAAAACCCUAUGGUGAUUGAUCUAUGAUGGUCAACUCACACAUGCAAGUUGGCAUUUGUUUUAGCUGCAUAAACAGCUGUGUAUGAAACAGGCCUCAAUAACCCUGGUCCAAUCAAUUACAGGUCCCUUGUAUCAUAAGAAUAUUGCCCUAAAGGCUUUAAGACCAGGUUUUAAUAGUUUUAAGAUGGCUUCCAGGUGGGGUGCUAUUAGCUAGAACUCUGGCCUUAGCUAGACCUAAGGUUUAUCCUGGGAUCGUCCCGGGGUCAUCCCUGUUUAUGUAAAUGACACACAGGAUAUCCCAGGAGCAGACAGGGACGACCCCGGGAUAAACCUUAGGUCUAGCUAAGGCCUCUAUGUUCCCUGGAUUUCUGUCAAACAUCUUUAAUAUGGUGAAUGAGGGGUAGAUUGUAACAGAGAAGUGGUGGAUGAGAGGGAAAGUUCAUAACACUUCCACUUCCUGCCCUGUUUUGCCAGAGCUCCAGAAGUGAAAGCUAAGAUCUUAUACAUUGAAUGUAUAAAGCUAUCUAUAUUGUACUAGGCACACGUGCACACACAAGGCUUCCUUAUAAGAAACCUUGACCUUCCACCUUUCUUUUAGAAAUCAAAUACUUUCUCUAGUUCCCAUGACAGCUUUCUGCAGUUAAAAUUAAAAGAAGUAGUAAUGUUGUUUAUGGUGGUGCUCCCAUGCACCACUGCUCAAUCUUAUGAUGGACCUUCUCACCUGAUUGUACCCUCAUAUUUUUACCCCUGCUUAUAACUAUUUUUUUUUAACCAAUAACUGUUUCCAAAUUCACUAUCCAAGUAAUUAUGUUGUACUAGACUAAAACAUUUGUAAUACAUUCUGGUUGCAAGCAUAACUUUAAGUGAAGCUACUCACUCUCUAAAAGAGCAACAUAAAACUAAAAGA